GACUACAGCGAUGCAAGGAGUGUGUUGGUUCGAGGCCGGGCGACUCUGAAGCUUCAGAGUAACAAACCAACCGUCAACAUGGAGUCUCAAAGCACAGAGAUUGAGGUCCACAUUUAUCCCGACUCAGGCCAGGAGGUGGACUCCAGUGCCCCCCUGUGGAUCAUUGUGGUGUCUGCCCUUGCAGGAGUCUUACUGCUGGCUCUGAUCUGCCUACUGCUCUGGAAGUGUGGUUUCUUCAGGAGAGCCAGAACCAGAGAGCUGUACGAGGCAAAGACCCAGAAAGCCCACAUGAAGAGCCAGCCGUCUGAGAACGAGAGGCUGGAGGAGGAGAUCUGAGGCUGGGCACACUGCUGGCAGAGAGCCCCGCUUGCGGCUUCUUUGAACGUCGGAGGUCGUGGCGGGCCGCUAAACUCCACCAGGGGAGGAUUGUGGGUAAAGACAGACAGCAACAGCAGCAGUACACGGACGCCGACGGCUUCCUGAUCCAAGAUCACGCCACCUCGUCCAGAAACAGGAAGUCCCCCAAACACUGGGUCACUUCCUGGACUGAGACGCACUGAGAGACCGAACCGGGCUGAACCAGACAGAACCAGACCAACACACUGCCAUCAACCUGCUGGGACUGUGUGUGUGUGUGUGUGUGUAAACAACAACAGAUUGGUUUAUUGUUUAUCUGUAUUUGUAAUAUUGUGUGUUUAUUGUGUGACUCGCUGUGUGUGUGUUUGAACUGCAUUUCCCAGCAUCCUCUUAGCCUCUGAGCAAUCAGAUAUAAAGAAAUGAAUGUAGAUGUUUGGACAGUGUUCGUAUAAAUCAAUCAGAGACUGAUUAUUGAUUUGGGAAUUGAUCAGCAGGAAGUGAUUUGUAGUUAAAGGGCUGAGUGAAGAAUAAAUAGUGGUCUGCUCCUUUAAGAUGGCAGCAGAGGUCACAUGGCCGCAGAGGUCAGUGCAAGCUUUAUUGUGAUGUUGUUUCCGUACUGCCCUCAAUGGCUCCUCGUUAAAACGUGUGGGUGUUGCGUUCAGGUACUGAAGGAUCCUAUAAAGAUGCUUCUUGUUGUAGUUUUAGGAAUCAGCACAGCUACUUCUACUGCCCUUUUUUCUAAGUGUUUUAUAUAGUUGUGAUAUUUCUGACAGCACUUGAAAGCAUCACCUGUGUGUCCGGGAUGCAUUCAGUGUCACUGUGAAUGUCUGCCGCUGAUAUUAAAGUAUUUUUUAUACACUCUG
Molecule: messenger RNA, 1220 nt
Organism: Morone saxatilis (striped sea-bass)
Lineage: Eukaryota; Metazoa; Chordata; Actinopteri; Moronidae
Product: integrin alpha-3-like
Biological process (GO): leukocyte migration; cell-cell adhesion; cell adhesion mediated by integrin
Cellular component (GO): integrin complex; external side of plasma membrane
Molecular function (GO): integrin binding
Source: RefSeq, a predicted model, not a curated record